This is a messenger RNA of Impatiens glandulifera, 1008 nucleotides long. Its product is annotated as galactinol synthase 2-like. Gene Ontology annotation, molecular function: glycosyltransferase activity. Bases 16 to 1008 code for a protein of 330 amino acids. NCBI's taxonomy places the organism in Eukaryota, Viridiplantae, Streptophyta, Magnoliopsida, Ericales, Balsaminaceae. The record is from RefSeq and is a predicted model, not a curated record. The transcript has 3 exons.
UGUCACCUAUUAACAAUGGCUGGAGGUGGAAAUGAGCUGAUCUCGACCAUUAAUGGUGGAACUAAAAGGAAGUAUGCAUACGUGACAUUCCUGGCUGGAAACGGAGACUAUGUAAAAGGAGUUGUAGGAUUAGCCAAGGGACUCAGGAAGGUCAAGACCGAAUGGCCACUUGUGGUUGCGGUCUUGCCUGAUGUUCCCAAGGAACACCGCAGUCAGCUGGUGGAACAAGGCUGUAUAGUCCGUCAAAUUGAGCCACUGUUUCCACCAACCAACAUCGGAAAACAACAGUUUGCUCGACCUUACUACUCUAUCAACUAUUCCAAGCUUCGAAUCUGGGAGUUUGCUGAGUACGAUAAGAUGAUCUAUCUAGAUGGUGACAUCCAAGUCUAUCAAAACAUCGACAACCUUUUUGACUUACAAGACGGUUACUUCUAUGCCGUCAUUGACUGUCUUUGCCAGGAAACUGGAAACCUCUGCCCUGGUAAGUUGCAGUGGGAGGCUGAGUUUGGGACAAGGGCUACUCUCUAUUUCAACGCCGGCAUGUUCGUUUUCGAGCCUAACCUCUCUACCUAUGCCGAUCUACUUAAAACCCUCAAAACUAAGCCUACCACUGCCUUUGCUGAGCAGGACUUGCUCAACGAUUACUUUAAAGACACAUAUCAGCCUGUUCCAUCGGUCUACAAUCUACUUGUGGCUAUGUUAUGGCGUCACCCUGAAUAUGUUGAUCUAGAGAAAGCUAAAGUUAUUCACUACUGUGUUGCUGGUUCUAAGCCAUGGAAGUUUGUAGAAGAUGACGAGAACAUGAACAGGCAGGAUAUGAAGAUGCUUGUUAAGAAAUGGUGGGAGAUAUUCAAUGAUGAGACUUUGGACUAUAAUAAGUGGAUAACAACAACAGGACAUGCUGCUGCUGAUGUUGUUGAAGAUGGAAAAACUAUGAAUAAUCAGUUAGUUUUGUCUGAAGUUGGAGAUGUUCAACAAAACAUCAUCAAACUUCCAUCCGCAGCUUAA